GCUCAGCCCACAAAGAGAAAUAGUAUUGGAGAAGCAGGGCAGCGUGGCAGAGGUGCAGAUGAAAAGAGACUAGAGAAAAUACUUCUUCAAGCUCUGAUAUACAACUAGCAGACCUCCAAAAUAAAAAUGAAUGGACAGAAGCAGUGGACGCGGGUGGCCGUGAUGGCACUUCUGGUGCUAACAGUGAUGGCAGCUGAAGGCGGCAAAGCAGAAAAACAAGGCAAGAAGGAGCGCAAGUCAGACUGUGGGGACUGGCAGUGGAGUGUGUGUGUAGCCAACGAAGGUGACUGUGGACUCGGCACCAGGGAGGGAACACGCACCGGAACCGACUGCAAGCAGACCAUCAAGACCCAACGCUGCAAGAUCCCCUGCAACUGGAAGAAGAAGUUUGGAGGGGAAUGCAAGUACGACUUCCAGGCUUGGGGGGAGUGCGAUCUGGCGACGGGCAAGAAGAAUAGGACGGGCGUGCUGAAGCGAGCGCUCAUGGAUGCGACCUGCGCCGCCACUGUCACAGCCACCAAGCCCUGUGGGAAAAUCCCCAAGACUAAGCUGCAAGAUGCAAAGAAGCAAAAGAAGGAAGGCAAGAAGCGCGAUCGCACCCAAAUGGACUGAAGAGGUUGUUUGUCCCCGAGAGGAAGGAAGAAGAGGGUGAAAGGACGUCCACUGCCCUAUUUCAACACGGUUCCUCUUUAUGUGUCCUGUAGGUUGACAGUAGGAGCCUAUAGAGCUUUGACAAAACCAGUGGAAACAUGACUUUUAGUGACAACAUGUUUUCCUUUUUCUUCUUUCUAGCACCUGAUAAGAAACAACUUGUAUGUUGCGAUAGGAGAUGUAAUAGUCAGCGGUAGGGAUGAAUAAUGAAUAUGGAAGAGAUUUGUUUACUAGUCUUUUUACCUAAUGAUGUCAUUUUUAGGAUAUUUUUCUUACAAACAAAUUGGAUAGGAUUUGUUUUUACAGCUGCAUAGCCUAACUCUAAUUUGGAAAGCUUUUCGGGUCCAUGCCUCGACUUAAUGAAGCAGUCCGUUUAAAGUGAAGCUCUGAACGUUUUCACUUAAUUAAUUUGUCCAAAAAAAAAAAAAGCAUUUGCAAUCUUUCAAGUGUCUCAAGUUAAUGGUAAUGCUUCUCCCCAUUACUCUAUGCUUUAUGAUAUUUUUCUUCCAUUUCCAGUAAGAAUAAGCAUAAUAGUUCUGUCUGGAGGCUGCAUGAUUAGCAUAUGUACAAGAAUGCAAACUACUACUGUUUAUAGUGUGUUUUCCUCCUGCUGCUCUGUUGUACCUCAAUUUAUACCCUCUGAUUUUUACUCUCCAGCUCUUGGCUAUAAAAAAAUAUAAAAGUUCUCCCUAUUGUAGUCCUCAGUUGGAGUUAACAUUCCCUUUGUUUCCUGUUUCCAAAAAUAAAAAUGAUUAAAAAAUA
Molecule: messenger RNA, 1413 nt
Organism: Anoplopoma fimbria (sablefish)
Lineage: Eukaryota; Metazoa; Chordata; Actinopteri; Perciformes; Anoplopomatidae
Gene: ptn
Product: pleiotrophin
Exons: 5
Coding region: 127-612 (161 amino acids)
Molecular function (GO): growth factor activity
Source: RefSeq, a predicted model, not a curated record